UUUUUCUUGGGGGUCUGCGCACAGGAGCGGCUGCCACGCGGCUGCCCUCGAACGUUGUCAUCUGAUGACCCCUGGUGGUAGAAUUUUUGCUAGCAUGUGUGCAUGGAUGCUUCUGAGCCAAGCCAUCCAACCAUGUUACAUUUUCCUACAUUCCUCUCCUCCUGUUUUGUCAUUCACAUUAAGCAAGGAGCAAGGAUCAGUUGCAAACACCCAGAAUAAAGUGGUGCAUGUGCCUGGCCAGACUAGACUUACUUCACAAAAGUUGCCCGGUGCCUUCUCUUUCAGUGAAUGUCUGAUACAUUUCCUGUGGGAAGAGAAAGGGGCCAAAAUGAAGGAAAGUGUGGUAUCCACAGUUGUUUUCAUUUUGCUACUUUUUCUCAACACCAGUCUCCUGAAUGGACAAUCACCUCCUGGAAAACCUGAGAUCUUUAAAUGUCGUUCUCCUGAAAAGGAAACAUUCACCUGCUGGUGGAAGCCUGGGGAAGAUGGGGGACUUCCUACUAAUUACACGCUGACGUACCGCAAGGAAGGAGAGACAACCACACAUGAAUGUCCAGACUACAUAACCAAUGGCCCCAAUUCCUGUCACUUCAACAAGAAGCACACCUCCAUAUGGACAAUGUACAUCAUCACAAUAAAUGCCACAAACCAGAUGGGAAGCAGUUCCUCGGAUCCACGUUAUGUGGACGUGACUUACAUAGUUGAACCAGACCCUCCUGUGAACCUAACUUUGGAAUUAAAACAGCCAGAAGACAAAAAACCGUAUCUGUGGAUGAAAUGGUACCCACCCACCCUGGUUGAUGUUAGAUCUGGUUGGCUCACACUCCAGUAUGAAAUUCGGUUAAAACCCAAGAAAGCAACUGAGUGGGAGACUCAUUUUGCUGGGCAGCAGACUCAGUUUAAGAUUCUCAGCUUAUAUCCAGGACAGAAAUACCUUGUCCAGGUUCGCUGCAAGCCAGACCAUGGAUUCUGGAGUGAGUGGAGCCCAGAGAGCUCUAUCCAGAUACCUAACGAUGUCACCAUGAAAGAUACCAUCGUGUGGAUCUUUGUGGCCGUUCUUUCUGCUGUCAUCUGUCUGAUUAUGGUCGCAGCAGUGGCUUUGAAAGGCCAUAGCAUGGUGACCUGCAUCCUUCCACCAGUUCCUGGGCCAAAAAUAAAGGGAUUUGAUACUCAUCUGCUGGAGAAGGGCAAGUCUGAAGAACUGCUGAGCGCCCUGGGGUGCCAAGACUUCCCUCCCACUUCGGACUGUGAGGACUUGCUGGUGGAGUUUUUAGAAGUGGAUGACAGCGAGGACCAACAGCUGAUGCCAGCCCAUUCGAAAGAACACCCGGGUCGAGAUACGAAGCCCGCGCCCCUGGAUCCAGAUAGUGACUCUGGCCGGGGCAGCUGCGACAGCCCUUCCCUUCUGUCUAAAAAGUGUGAGGAAGCCCGGGUGAGUCCCUCCACAUUUCACACUCCUGAGGGCAUCGAGAAGCCAGAGAAUCCCCCAGCAAAGGUCACCCGCACUCGGGACCCCCAGAGCACACGCCUGGAAGGCAAAAUCCCCUAUUUCCCUGCCGACGGAUCCAAAUCUUCAACGUGGCCUUUACCGCAGCCCCCCAGCCAGCACAGCCCCAGAUCUUCUUACCACAGCAUCGCUGAGGUGUGUAAGCUGGCCAUGGGCACAGGGGGGGCCUCGGCCACUCCGCUGGACAAAACAGACACACAUGCUUUAAGAUCUCCAAAAACCACCGAGCCUGGAGGGGAGGAAGAGGCAGCUGAGCGGAGGGAAGUGGAAAGCUUCUGUUCCAAGACUGACCAAGGCACAGCAUGGCUGUUGCCCCAGGAGAAAAGCCCUUUCAUCUCUGUGAAACCCUUGGAUUAUGUGGAGAUUCACAAGGUGAACAGAGAUGGAGCGCUAUCCCUGCUCCCAAAACAGAAAGAGAACAGCAACCAGGCAGAGAAGCCCUGUGCUCCUGAAACCAGUAAGGAGUACGCUAAGGUGUCCAGGGUGAUGGAUGACAACAUCCUGGUGUUGGUGCGGGAUCCGCAAGCUCAGAGCCUGGCUGCGUUUGAAGAACCAGACAAGGAGGCCCCGCCGUCCCUGCCGCAGAAUCCAACGGGAGAAGACCUGGCUGCCUUCGCCUCGGCCCCAAGCGGCUGCGGACUCCAGCUGGGUAACACUACAGAGUACAGGAAACGCACUCUACUAGAGAAUGCUCGAGAAUGUGGUUAGAAUGACACUAUACAGCCCAUAGUUCGCGCCUCAUGCUCCAUUUUCAACCAGCUGCCUCUUUCUCCAACAGCUGAUUCCAGAACAAAUCGUUUUGUUUCCUGUGAUUUGUAGGUUGACUUUUUUUUUUUGCUAUUAGUUAUAAAAUUAUGUGUUCAAUGAGAUAAAAGCACAUCUUUUAAUAUUCUUGAGAGACAGCACCUAGGGGUAUAGGCUCUGGAAGGGGCUUUCAUGGUUUGGUAUGUGACAGAAGGAGAUGAAAUACUCACAGUUGUUUACCACAGGAAGGUGAUACAUGGGAGAAAAAUACCAUGAAAACCGCUUUCAAAAACCAACAAACCUUUGCUUGACCUUUGCUUAACCUUUGCACUCCUGUUUCAUUUUAUUCACAUUAACCAAAUACGACUCACUUGAAGAAUGCAUUCCACAACACCAGACACAUUGUUUACAGCAGUUCCCAUCACCUUAGUGAGACAUUACCAAUAUGCAAGUGAAAAUGAUGCCUCCAGUUUUUUCUUAAAAUGGUUUGAAUUUGUUGAGCAUGGGUUUUUUUUCUCUCCCCCCAAAUUGUAUUUUAUUCUGAAGCCUCUAGAGAAAAUAGUUUUGGAAAGUGAAAUUUUCUAACACAACAGGUAAAUGAGUUUCACGUGGCAAAUUCUUCUCAAAUGUUUUCCUGUUUCAUUUCAGCAUCAGAGAUCAUUUAUUAUACACCCUAGUCUUCUGUUAGGUUUAAAAAACAACAACAACAAAUCCCCAAAGACUAAUUUUAAAAGAUAAUCACAGCAGGAUGCUAAUGGAAAUACUGCCUUACUGUACAUACAAAUUCUACUUUAAUAUAAACCCAUAAGUUUCACAAUGUAUUUUUGAAGACUAUUUUUCUAUCACUUAGGUAAAAUAAAGACUAUUUUCUAUCUUCCCAGUACAGCUGUUUACGUAUAUAGUGGGUAUGGUAUUUUCUGCUACGAGGUUAAACUGAGUAUUUGCGGUACGUAGUAGCAUAGGCAGUCGCAGCCCCUGUUCGUGGAGUAAAAUGCCAUAGCAACCCAAAGCCCAUUGAGGAAUAUGAAGUGGAUGAUUAUAUCCAAUUUCCAGCACAGCGUAGUAUAGUUUAUCUGAUUCUUUUUAUCUCUGUGGUACUUUCAGCAGUCGCCAGCCCAGAAGUUUAGGGCUUUCCACAGACCAGAAAUUACUUCUGUAAUUUAGGGCUACUCUGGAGCUUCUGCUCUUCUCCAGGUGAAUAUUCAUAAAGGCACCAUGAAAAGGUGAGUGAUGACCUCUCACGUACUGUUUCCGAGAGAAGGUUUUGUUUGGUUUGAGCGUUCUGAGAAAUCCUGGGCAGCCACGAAAGUGUAAGCAAAGCCAGGAGUUAGUGUCUCUCUGAAGUAGGUCCAUUUGCGAAAUCUUGGCCAAGGCAGAGACGGCACUCACACCAGACGCGUUCACAUAGAAGUUCGGAGGAAGCAGCAUCUGGGGAGUGGUGGCAGCAGCUACAAAGGCCAGGGUCUGGGAGUAAGAAUCUCCAAGUUGGUUCCCAGGGCAGCCUUCCCGAGAGCGGUCAAAAGCCUGGCUCUCCAUUUUAAAGACAGCAUUCAUGACUCAUCAAAUUGCCUCCCUCUGUUUUUCAUUUCAUCUGAUGGCAAAUCCAUCCUCUGUGUUUACUCGCCAGCUGAAUGUAGUGGAGUUGCACUCACCUUUGGGGGUUAAAUACCCCACUGCAGCAAGCCCAGGCUGACAGGAACUGGACUCCACGGUGGCCCUGAUGUCUGCAAGUGAGCACAUCACUAGGGCUUCCAGAAUUACCAAAGUGAAUCGAUCUGAGUUCUCUUCUCCCAUUAAGAGAGAAGGGAACAUUUGGGAAAGUUGUCCAAGUUCAUCCAGUGCCCUAGGUCCUUGCUACUCAAAGUAGGCCCGCUGAGGACCAGCUGUCUCAGCAUCGCCUGGCACUGCCUGGAAAUGCCGACUCCCAGCUCCCCUGCCUGAGACCUACAGAAUCCGGAUCUGACCCUUGCUAAGAUCCUCGGACGAUUCGCGUGCACAGUGAAGUUGGAGAACUGCCCCAGGUCACCGUUUCCACUAAAGGUACUUUAGUGCAUAGGAACAACCCUCUCUUGGAAUACAGGUCAAGCCUCACUUGCACUCAGUGACACUCUAUGUAAGGAGAAGGCAUACUUUUUUUAAAAUCCAUUUAGGGUUUAAAUUUACAGAUUGAUAGACAGUGACUCGCAAAGAGGGCCAGGGAAUAUACCCCUCACCCCGGGAUAGACUCUGCCAAAGACUUUGCCUUUCAAAGCCACUCCAGACCAAACUUUUCCCAAAAUAGUCCAUUCUCCUCCAAAAUGUGUAUCAAUCACUUUGAUAAUUUGAAAAUUCAAAAAUAACCUGUUUUGACAUAUGACUUGGCAUGUGUGGAAAAAAGUUGUUGUGGUUAAUGACUCACCUUGAAGUAAAUCCCCAAAAUAUCCCAAUUAGCCACUCAUUAAGUAAGCCAAGUUUACAGUUCUGUGGUCAAUUAACACUCUUUAUUUGAAUUAAGUGGAGUUUUUUUUCAUCUUCUGGUAUAUUUCCUAUCAAGGAGACAGCUAGUGCAGUGGAAGGAUGCCUACUGGGGGUCAAGAGACCUGGGUUCUAGUCCUGGCUCAGAACAAUUGCCUUUCCUGGGCCUCAGUUUCCUCUGAAGGAAAUGUCAGGCCAAUCAUCUCUAAUAUCCUUUCAAACUCUGGCUCCUUGAUUCCAUGACUCACUGAAUAUUUUCCAGCAAAGAUAAUUUACCCAGUGCUUUGAUCGUAAGUAAGCUCACAAAUAAUUGCUGUUCAUCACAGACACACAAGUACUCUCCAGUGAUGUGCUCUUUUGAUUUCACUUUUAAAUCAUCAGUUCUAGUCAUAUUAACACGACACAUGGAUGCUAUAAAUUAGGUACAGGAUCAGAGUCUAAGAUAACAUGCAAGUUUGUGUGUAGAGAAAAGAGGCAUGAGAUUUUUUUUUCAAGACAUACUGAAUGAGGCUCUGAUUUUUAGAAAAAAUAAUCUUUUACUGAAUCAAGCCAUGCUUAUUUUUUGCUGAGUCCAACAGCCCCAAAUCACUUUUCUUUUAUCUGACCGCGGCUUCUGUUUUUUAUUUCUUUCCGAUGAAUUAUAAACCACUAUUGCACGGUUGGUUUAAAGAGCCAUAUGCUCUGAAUUAUAAAAAGUCAUGUUUUUAUAAACAAACACCUAAAUAUGCAAGUUACAAAGCACACGGAGACGGGCUAGCCAGUGGGUGAUUUAUGGAAGCUGCUAACCCCAACUGCAAAAUGUUGUCUGGUCAGUUUCAACGAAUGGGUUUAAGGCACCUCAGCAUGAGCCCAAGUUAUUCUCAGCUGCAUCCCUGACAUUUAACAAACGUCCAUUCUCCUAAGUGCCUAAGACCAAUUCUGGUAGGUGGGUAUGUACCAAAAACUUGCUUUCACUAGUUUGGUCCAGCGUGGGUCAAUCCCUGUACCACCUGUACGAUCAAGGAGUUUGACCCCUUGUCCUGUAGUGCCCAACUGAAUUGGAGACUCCUCUGAGUUCAUGAGCUCCAGGAUGCGGUUUGGCUAUGGAGGAAAUCUGGUUCUUUCUUGAGAUGCUCCACGGCUGCAGUCACUUGCAGAAAGACUUGGCCCUGCCUUUAGUAUCUUCUCUAUCUCCUUAGUGUAGACAAGAAAGAAACAGAUUUGUACAUAGUUUACAAAGUGCCUUUCUUUACUUUUAUAAAAAAGAAGUUUUGUUUUUGCAAGAAAAGCGUAUUGAUUGGAAAGUAAAUUUUACUUGUUUUAUGUAAAUGAAUAGAGAAACCAGAAAGCGAAUGACAAAAUGGUCUGAGGUCCAACCAGCAACUGUUCAGUGGAUUUUUGUAUUUAUUGCUUAACCGAAUUACCAUAGAGCUGAUGUGACUAGUGUAACUUAUUUUGUCUGAUGAGAAAUUGACUGGCUAGGAAUUGGGGAUAUGCCAGCCACCCUGUGAUUCAAGACUCCUCAAUUUAAAAACAUAUUGAUAUGCUUUUGAAUGGCUUCGAAUUGCAUGCCUAGCCUGAAAAGGACAAUGCAUGCUCAGUGGAAGCUUGCACGCCUACAGAAAAAUGCAAAUGACUCUGGAAUACCAUUGCCAGUGUUGCUAACCUAGACUUGCCAUUGGUGAAAGCCUCGUGUGUACUUCAGUGAACAAAUUUCAUGUUCUGCCUUUUUGGCUCCAGCACAACAGUAAAAUCCAAGGUUUCAAAGGCCCAGGUGCAAUGCAGGAAAGUAUGGCUGAUGUGCCCUUAACCUGAGAACUGGACGGUGUCACAAAGCUUGAGAGAACCAUAGACAUCUGUUGGUCCAAGCUGGCUUGAUUUUCCUUAUCAUCCUGGCUUCUUCUUUCCUUCUUAGCUAUCUGUACUUCUAGCCUUUUUGUUCUUCUGCUCUAGGGCCUGUAUUUUUCCUGAGAGUUAAUUAUGUACCCUGGCAACCAUGGGACGCACAAGAAACUAGGUUAUCCGUAAACGAUGACUUUGGCCCCACAAAGGACUAAGUCAGAUGUUAAAUCAGCCACACAGAUGUCACGGUGCACAUUGAGGGUCCUUAGUCACCUCAUGUAGAGAUUUGCAUAGUUAGAAAUUGCAGCUCAAUUCAUUAACUACUUAAUUAAUUCAAAGGCCAUUAAUAAAUCCAAGCUACACUGAUGACUCAGUUCUGAAGGUCUUAAGUAGAAAUUUAAAAAUACAAAAUGAUUGCUUGAGAACAUUGUAACCAGAAGUUCUAUGUAUAAUUAUGGCCUGGACUUUUUCCAUGAUUACCAGAUAUAAUCUACAAAUCAAAGCGUUCUCUCCCUAUGCUUGUGUAUUUCAGUAAGGUGAUUUUGGGUCUGAGAUCAUCAUGCUAUCUAUUUCAAUGAAAGGAAAAAAAUAGAUAGGAAAUAGGACAUUUCCAGAGGUUUGAGCAUCUCAGGAUUCCACGAAAUGCUGACAGUAGCCUGCUAAACCCAAAUGUUAUCGGACAAAGUGAAUCUGUAAUCUAUUCAGUGUUCUGAGCUUAUGGCUAAGAGAUGUACGUACCUCACAACACCAUGUGCCCGUCGUCUUGUCCACAUGCUCCGAUCUCAAGUCAAGAAGCACUAAGACGUGUAAAGUGGAAAAACAUAGCCUGUUUAUGUGACUGUGGUCAAUGAACACAGAGACCCUCCGACAAUUGUAUUCUAUUAAUUAACUUUUUACCUGCUCCUGAUUAAAUUAAAAAAACAGGGAUCCCUAAAACCUUUGGCUAGUGAAGUAGUGAUCAAUCAAAAGAAACCUUUAAUAAUUAGGUUUAAAUUAUGCUUCACCUGGAUAAAUGUCAAAAUACAGUCUGAGUUUUUCCAUGCAACUUUCAUGAAUCCUGAAGAAAAAAUCUUGUUAGGAUGUUAAUCUGAAGUCAAAAAUCUGUAUGGCAAAGAUACCUCUGAAAACGAAUUUGUUUUAUAAAAUUUCUGAUAAGAUGUUUUGAAUUUUUAAAAGUAACUACCUCCCCUUCUCAUCCUACUGUCCUUCCUCCAAAGCUGCUUAUUGUUUAGAAAUGGAAGAUAUCACGUCUCGUGCUUUGACUGUUCUUCAGUGGCAUAUUUGACGUACUGGCCAUGUGACAUUCCUGACUUUAAAAUAACUGUUCUAUUAUUUGAUAUUAUAUUGCUUUAUGUGGUUCAACUGUUUGAUGCAUUAUAUAGAAUCCUUGUAUUGUGAAACUCAUCGUGUAAUGCAAAUGAAAAUAAUUAUAUAGUGAUUUAUAAUCUAUCCUUGUGUAUUUCCGUCUGAUUGUGUCUAUGUCUGUAAAAGAGAACUGAAAAAAAUGUAAUCAUAUAUUUCUGUUGAGACUGCGAAUGUACAAACUUUUUUCUCAUCCUUUGUCUGGAAGUACUAUCAGACGCCAUCGCACCGCCGAUCUGGGGUGUUACAUGAUUAGAGUACAAGCCAGCCACUGUUUAAAAGUCAACCCCUCAGCUUUGCUUCCUGUGACUUCUGAGAACUUCCUGAGUGCUAUUUGCAUCAUGAUGCUUGCUUUUGUGCUCGAUCAUUCAUUUUAAACAAUUUCAUGAGUCUCAUGUGGAAACCACAGCAAUCUAGAACCAGCCUGUUGUGUGAGCUGUGUUUUCUGUAAAGACAUAUUGAAGCAAAGACUAUGUAAUGGCAAAAGGUUCCAUAUUUCCAGAGCUUUCACUACCUCUGCUUUUUCUCUUUCCCUAGAAAAUACCAAGCAAAAUUCUUCAACAUGAAGUGAGAAAUUAGAAGUGACUGUUUCAGUAAGUUGCUGGGGAUUGGUUUUGGUUCGGUUUGGUUUGGUUUAACAUGAGAAUACACCUUCUAAUUCACCACUUCGUAGGUUUAUGCAAGGGUUUCUCAAUAACCAGUUUUACAUUUUAUAAAAACUGGCUGACAAAUAAAGGCCAGAAAGAAUAGUAAAUCUUAGUAAAUCAACAAAACCAUAGAGUGCAGAUUUUUCCCGAAUGAUGAGUCGCCUCAAGGUGGUUACCCAAAGCCAUGAUAAUGAUAUUCCUCACAAUUUGAUUUCCCUAACACCCCUAAAAAUAAAUAUUUUCCUUACUUGAUUUUAGCCACCAAAUAUAUUAUGGAAUGGGAAAAGUCAGCCAUAUAUCAGAAAUAGUCUUGUUUCGAUUUAAAAACACAUUUCUACAUGUACUUAUUGUAAUGUCUACUUUUUUUUCUUUUUAGUCUUAAAGAAUUUUAGAGGACUAUAGUUGUCUGAUUUAUCUUGCAUUUUUAGUUCUGUAAAUCUUUGGUUAUUGCACAUUGUACUUUCCAUUUUCCAUGGAUUGCUAUCCUUCCAUUUUGAGGGGACAACAUGAACCGUUAAAUCCUUGUCAGUAGUAUGGGAGAUUAUGCUAACUUGCUGUUGUCAUAACAUCCUUACUUUUACUGCACGCCAAAACCAGUGCUUGCCAAACAAAACCUUAGACAUCCCAGUAUAAUGUGGUCAUUAUAUUUCUAUUCAUGUUAUUGACAAUACCCAAUUCCAUGCCUGGCUCAAUAAAUGUGGAUUUCCCUUGC
Messenger RNA from Ailuropoda melanoleuca (giant panda), 9247 nucleotides. RefSeq names its product prolactin receptor (gene PRLR). Gene Ontology annotation, biological process: cytokine-mediated signaling pathway; positive regulation of cell population proliferation. The transcript has 9 exons. Gene Ontology annotation, molecular function: peptide hormone binding; prolactin receptor activity; cytokine binding. Gene Ontology annotation, cellular component: signaling receptor complex; external side of plasma membrane. The record is from RefSeq and is a predicted model, not a curated record. NCBI's taxonomy places the organism in Eukaryota, Metazoa, Chordata, Mammalia, Carnivora, Ursidae. The coding region runs from base 65 to 2215 and encodes 716 amino acids.